AUGCCGCCGCCUCGAAUCGCGCAGCGGAGUGGCUCCGUGCCUAUGCGGCAUGGAAAAUUGCGUGCACUGGACGAAGUGCUCACUAGCCUAUCCAAUGCGGAGGCCAUCCGCCGUGCCGACGUAGCGGCACUUAUUACUCACAUGAACGCUUCUUCUUUGGCUCAUGCGUUGUCACUGUAUACAAGCCGAUCUACGGCGCCGACAAAUGCAGGUGUUGGAUGGCAUGUGCAUCAUGAAGAUCCCAUUGACGCUGCGAGUGUGCGGACAGCAAAGCUCGUCGUGAAUGCGGUGCUGAGCGCCCUGCAGGUGAAGCGGUCAGCCACGACGACGACGAAAUUCUCGCCGCAAGACGUAUUGCCGUGGCUUGAUGCGUUUCGGAUUUCUAUGUGUGUGCUUGUUUCGUCGAAUAUGGAUGUUCUGACACUCGCGCCUGUGGCACUCUCGGUGAUUCGUCGGCUUGCCGACGUGCACAUGGAUGAUUAUGCACUGACCGAGCUUGUCGCAUUGCGGACAUGUAUUGAUCCAUCAUCGUUCACACUAUCAGCUACACGCUCUGUGCACGAACCAGGCUCUGCAGCUGAGCGUUUACGUGCCUGUAUGUCGUAUGCAUGUGAAGCACCUUCGUCUGCAUACACGACGCUGGUUCUCGAUGCUUACGCGUGCGCUCUGCAAGUCGCGCCAGCUGUAGCUUCUUUCUUACAUACACUAGUGGAUGUGUGGCCUUCUCUUGCAGAGUGGAAUGAGUAUGGACGAGCGCAAGGUCUUGACGCCGCAUGUGAUCGCACGGCGUAUAUGGCAGAGCGUGCGACAUCAAAAAUGUCGCAGACCCUGCAGCGAAAACCGGACAAACACCAAGACGAUCCAUCCUUGACAGUAGAAGCACUGACGCUUCGUAUGGCUGCACUUGAGCUCAUCAUGCCUGCUGCAUCGCUUGACCCAGAUGCCGUUUGGGACCGCGCAGGUAGACUUGGUGCAUUACAUGGGCUGGAGGCAUCGUACAACGCUCUCGUUCAAGUGUAUGAAUCUGCACAAGCUCACCAAAUGGCAUGUGGUACGUCGUUUGAGCGCGUGAUUACGUGGUGGACACGCGCCGCCCAUGCACUUGGCCGGUGUGAUCUCGCGCCGCCUGCAUCCUCUUCGAUACCCCAGAUAAGUGGUGGUGUGUCUGAUGCUGAAACUUGGUCAGCUUGUCUGGCUGCCCUGGCAUCACCGGCUGAUGGGUCUACUUCUAUCCCCGCUGAACUCAUGACUCUGCCGUCUACACCCGUACCGCCCUCGUUUGUAUCGUCAUUGUCGUCGCAACUUCGCACUGCACUACGAAACGAAGGACCAUCGCCGACAUUUCUAAUCCGGGCCUUGCAUAUCGUGCGGCAUGUGCCAGCAACAGAGGGUCUCGCUAUGGAGGCCGUGCAUGCCGCAUGCUUGCUCUUGAAGCUCGUAUUCUCUGAACAUGAGCCUGCUUCGUUUGAUGCUUGUCUACAAGGGAGUGAGUCCGCGCAUGCCGUCGCCACUCCCCCGCAUCAGCAUACACUUGCUGCACACCUGUUUCAUUAUGGCAGUCGACUGUAUGCAGUGAAACAGUACGCGCACGCAUCGCGCUUUGUCCAGCUAGCGUGUACAUGUACAGAGGCGUCUCUUCCUGCUGAUCCUGAUGGCUCUUGGCGCAUUGCUCUCGUUCGGCAAUACCAUGUGCUUGCUGGUGCUCUUCAGCACAUGUCUCAAUAUCGGCCAGCAUACACGGCGUACAUGGCGGGUGUUCGUCAUGCAUUCCAAGCGCAGCAGAACUCAGCUGAAGCAACUGACUUGUUUGUCCGUGUCUUGCGAGGGGCGCAUCAUGUUUCGGUGUUUGCCCUGCUCGAUCCACAUGUGCUUGUGGCAGAUGUGACAGCCAUCCCUACAGCUACUGCUGAGCUGCGUGGUCGUGCGUUUGUGAGCCUGCUUGAUGAGCUCAUGCCCAUGCUGCAGCGAGAAGAAGCACCAUACGCAUUCGACACGCUGUGCACCGCGGCUUUGGACACGUAUGAUGUCGGUACACACCCGGUGGAACGUCUGCGUGUGCUGCUUCGUCGUUCCGAGCUGCGCGUCCUUCGUCAAGAACAUGUCGAUUGGGAUGACGUGCGUAGCACGGUUGACCGUGUGGCCGACAAGGCGCCAACACCCGUGCUUCUUGAACUCACUCUCACUUUUUACUUGUUAGCGACGUUAGACUGCGUACAAAUGCACUCUUACAGUGACGCUCUUGCACAUGUGCAGCAGGCACGGGCGUGGCACGAUGCACAUACGCCAGCCGCAAACAAGUCAAAUGGGCAGUCAACUCGCGCUGCAGUGCCGCGACGCGCAGGAAGUCGACGAAAUGCGAAUGCAGCGGGAGCAGCAGCCAUCGCGGCGAAUGCGGCAGCGACAAAAACACCGUCACGUAUGCCAUCACGACCGCCGUCGCACCCACCAUCGCGCACGCCGUCACGGUCAUUGGCCAGCUUACCAUCGACUCCGCAGCGUCGUGAAGUGCUGGAUCCAAAUGAUACGUCCCAUGAAUGGACAUCAAGCAUGUCGUCUCUAUUCCUCCUUGUGUGUGAUGCUCUUGUGUAUGCUGGUCUUCCUACAGCCGCUUUGGAUAUUUUGCGCCUUGCGCAAAGUGAAUACGAUGCACCGAUCAUUCAUGUGCGUCAUGCGGAAGUGUGCAUCAUGCUAGGAGCGCCUGACGCUGCUUGGGAGGCUUUGUGCCCGUUUGAGCAAACCUCGGCACGAGCUAUGCUCGUCCAUGCACAAAUCAAGGCCAUACUUGGUCAUGUAUCUGACGCACAGUCUUUGUACGAUGCAGCGAUUUCCGAGGUUGAUGUGCCGCGAUGCGGUGCAUCCGCUGCAUGGGAGCGGGGUUGGGACAAGGCGUCCUUGUGGGAGCUCCAGUCUUGUGCGGCCGAGACGUGCGCUGUCGUGUACACGGCCUCUGGCGAUGCAUCCGAAGCAUUACAUGCGUUGCUUCAUGCUCUGCGCAUUCGUCUGCGAACGGCUAUGCUGCUUGCUCAGGCUGCGCCAGCGGCGGGGAACGUGGAUAUUCAGCGCGGCGAGGAUGACGACGACGUAUUUUCAUCAUCACCAACACGAACUCGGUCGCCGACGAGACCAGACCAUCGCAGUGCCAGGCCAAGUUCUCGGCGGGUUGCCAUCUCCUCUGGAAUGCCCAGCGCCGACAAAGCGGGUGUUGCACGUGCUGCAUCCGCAUCAACCACCAAAGCACCCUCGACACGAUUUUCAGGACGUGGAAUGUCCAGCUUGCAAUGGCGCACAUCCUGUGGUAUCCUCUCUUUGUAUCGCAGUGUCUCGCAAAUGUAUGCGCGCCGUGGCGCUGUGCGUGAUGCAGAUGCAUUCGCGCGUGAAUGCGUCGACUUUGGCGACACUGUGUCCGUGCCGUGGAUGCGUGCAAGUGCGCAUGCAUGGCUCGCCGAAUGGACGUGCUCAUGUGGUGACACGGCGAGUGCCGCGCAGCUUGCUGCUCAGGCGUAUGAAUCGAACACCCAAGUGUGUCCGAGUCUUGCACGUGUGCACGCCGCUUAUGUGCUGGAUGUCGUCGCAGACGAUGGCGUAUUUGAACGUUCAAAGCAAUGCUUGCAUGAAGUCGAAGAGGCCGCAAAGAUGCGGGUCUGGCAUGACAUGCAUAAUCGCAUCACUUGUGCCCAAGCGGUGCGCCUCGUCGACACGCGAUCUGGGGCAGCUCGUGACCUUGUUUCGUCGCUUGAUGGAUGUGCCGCGCACCUCAUUCGUGCGCGCACAUAUUUGGCCGAAGCUCGCGCUGCUAUUCAAAGCGACGCCGUGUUCGGCAUGCUGCCCGACAUGGCGCGCUCCGUUCCAAGUGUGAUGCCGUCCAGUCGUCGUGUCUCGCCAGCUAUCCGCUCAGCGUAUGAGCUUCUGGAGCAGGCGCGCGCUGCUGCCGAGCACGUACUCACAAACGCAGCUGUGCUGGACGUGUGUGAUGUGCGUAUGGCGCUUGUUUGUGCACGAGAGGCUGUGCUGACGUCGGCAUCGCUCGGGCGCAGUUCUGUGGCUGAUGAAGCGUCUUCUGGCACAGCCUCGGCCCUAAGCCCAGCACCAUCCAUGAGCUCAGCUGCCUGCGUGGUGGCAGCCAUGACGAAUGCCGUGUCGUCGAUCUCUGUGCGCCGAGCGUGUGCCGACGCAAGGGUGAGACGCGCUAUGCGCCCCAAAGCCGAGUGGCUACACCGUCUAUCUGCUUCGUCGGUGGUGAAACCGUGGCGUGAAUACGAUGUCCAAGCUAUGCCUACGUGGAGCGACGCAGGUGCAGCAGCAGCGGUCAUAUCCCUGUCAUCCGAUGCUCGCGAGCUGAUCGUCGCCCGGUACGGUGAUGCGUACGAUCCGUGUGUGUUCGUGCUGCCAUUGCAUCGACAGAGUUAUCGGGAUGCGGAGGACGACGAUGACGUUCUUCACGUCGAGACGGUGAUGACGGAACUGCGACAAAUCAUCCAUUCGUCAAAUGUCGGCGUUCAAGGUGCUAAAGACGUCAAAGCCCUAGAGGCUCGCAAGGUUUGGUGGACACACCGGCGCGCGCUAGAUGCACAGCUCGGCUCGCUUCUCCAGCUCGUGCAGGACGCAUGGUUUAGUGGCUUGCAUGGUCUCUUGGCUCCUUGGCCUUCGCCCAGUGCCAUGUACUGCUUGCGAGAUAAGGUCGAGUCUGUACUGGCAUGUGCUUGCGGCUCACCUACACGAGUGCGUCUCACGCGUGCAUUACCCGAUGCAUCACUAGCAUGCCUUGCGGCUAUGCAGACGUACCGCGAUGAAGAUCUCGAGGACUGGCUCCAUUAUGCAUUAGAUGCGUAUCAAUUGGGUGGCGUGCCAGUGGCUCAGGACGAGGUGGAUCUCGACGAGUUGUGUGUGGAUUUGCGCAGCGCCCUCGACGAGUUUCACGUCAAGUACGCAGGUUUUGAUGCACAACAACAUCACAUGUACCUUGUACUAGAUCGACACCUCUGCGAGUUGCCGUGGGAGUCACUCCCUGUGCUGCGUUCCCAGUCAGUCACACGACUCACAUCGCUUGACCAAUUGCCACACUGCGUGCAAAAGAAUCCUUCUGAGCCGAUCCCUCUACGCACAUCGAAUACCGCCUACCUGCUGAACCCCAGUGGCGAUCUUACUCGCAGUGAAGAACGCUUUGCACCGUGCCUUCAAGCUCAUUCGACAUGGCAUGGCACCAUUGGUCGUGCCCCAGUCCUUGACGAAGUUGCGCAGGCCCUCGCCUCGCACGACACGUUCUUGUACUUUGGGCACUCUGGCGCAGAAAUGUAUGUACACCCAGCGCGCCUUCGUGAGCUUUCGCGAUGUGCGGCAACAAUGCUAUGGGGAUGCUCAAGUGGGGCAUUGCAAGUGCAGGGUGUGCACGAUCCUAUGGGUACACCGUAUCAUUACGCCGUUGCGCAGUGUCCCGCGCUGCUUGCCGCGUUGUGGGAUACAACCGAUCGCGAACUGGAUCUUGUGUGUGAGGCUGUGCUCCAGUGUGUCGGCCUCUUUGCAGACCGUGAAGCGACUUCGUCGUCUGAGCCAAAGCGCCUGUCGCUCUCACAGGCGCUUGUGGCAGCUCGUGAGCGAUGCAAGCUCCCGUAUCUGACGGGCGCUGCUUGCGUCGUGUACGGAGCGCCGGUGAUCUGGGUGUGA
Malassezia globosa CBS 7966 is the source of this 5661-nucleotide messenger RNA. RefSeq lists its product as uncharacterized. The record is from RefSeq and is a predicted model, not a curated record. Gene Ontology annotation, cellular component: cytoplasm; mitotic spindle pole body; nucleus. Gene Ontology annotation, biological process: meiotic chromosome separation; proteolysis. The coding region runs from base 1 to 5661 and encodes 1886 amino acids. The transcript has a single exon. NCBI's taxonomy places the organism in Eukaryota, Fungi, Basidiomycota, Malasseziomycetes, Malasseziales, Malasseziaceae. Gene Ontology annotation, molecular function: cysteine-type endopeptidase activity.